AUGAGGGUGUGGCUGGUGUUGUCUACUCUAGAUUCAUUCUGGUACAUUAGACUCACUGACCCAUUCCUUUACAAUGCAUUGUCUACCAAGCAAUCGGAGCUUUCGAUAGAUCGUCGCCUUGCAAAGUUAAAUCAGGAUGUCCUUGCAGAGUAUGAAGAGGCUAGACAAGCUCUGCUAACAAACCAACAGAGUUAUAGAGCACUGGUUGAGAGGUUCCUAACCUUUGCCUCUGAAAGCAAGCAAAUUUACACAAAAACAGCAGAAUUAUAUGAACAGACCUCUAAGCAAUGGAUUACAGAGGAUGGUGGAGACAUUCAUCCUCCACUACACCUCCGCCUUGUUAUAAACGUUAGCAUUUUAUAUGCCAAAGCAGAUAAAGAGGCGCUCACCAAAUUGCUUUUGAAGAGCCCAUAUGUAGCAUAUCAAGCAUUUGAAGAUGCUAUUGCUGAAAUUUGGAAGGGAUUUGAUACUAAAAUCGCCCUUCCAUCCCCAAAGCUUGGUAUUUGUGGGUGGCUUGGUCGUCAUCAUGUUACACCAAGAGGUCUGUCAUCCUCAAUGAUAAACACAUUAAUCGCCGUUGAAGGAGUUGUCAACAAAUGUUCUACAGUUUCUCCAAAGCUUUCCCAAUCCGUCUACGUUGGGGAGCCACUUUAUGACACCAUGAACCUUAAAGAAAAGAGCGUAUACGUUCGCCCUCAUUAUGACUUGACAGAUUUCACAAAGACCAUCAUGGACAAUGGAGCUCCACCUCCAGUUGAUCCUCUUGGUGAAGUUGUACAUAGACAAGAAAUUGGUCUUAGUACAUACAGGAAUUACCAAACAUUUGUAAUCCAAGAGGCUCCAGAAGACUCCAGCAUAGGACAGAUGCCAAGAUACGUAUCUGUAAUUGUACAAGACGAUUUGUGCAAUGUCAUUAAGUGCGGUGAUAGAGUACGUGUUUGGGGAAUUUACAGGACUGCCACUGGCAAGGCUGAUCAUACAAACACUGGUAUUGGUCGCCCAUUUUUGGUUGCCAACAACAUUGCAGUAAAGGAUAAAACAACUUCUGUUCACAUAACCUCUGAGGAUAUUAGAAAGUUCCAUCUUCUCGCAAGUAGAGACGAUGUUUUGGCUUGUCUCACACGCUCAAUCGCACCUUCAAUUUGUGGCCAUGAAAUUGUAAAGCGUGGCAUUCUCCUACAACUUGUUGGAGGUCGCGAAUGUGAUGGUGGAAGAGGAGACGGUGGUCACAGGAUUAGGGGAGAUAUCCACGUGCUUUUGGUGGGUGAUCCAGGUUGUGGUAAGUCACAGCUUUUGAGGUACGUGAUGGCUCUCAUGCCAAAUACGGUCAGUACCACUGGAAGAGGCUCCACUGGCGUAGGUCUUACUGCAGCAGUUGUUCAGGAUGAAUCUGGAGAACGCCGUGUUGAAGGAGGUGCUAUGGUUAUGGGUGAUCGUCGUAUAGUUUGCAUUGACGAAUUUGAUAAGAUGCCUACGUCGGAUAGGGUCGCAAUUCAUGAAGUACUGGAACAACAAACAGUUACUGUUGCCAAAGCUGGAAUACAUACUACACUUAACGCACGUUGCACCGUUUUGGCUGCUGCAAAUCCACUUUAUGGAUGUUGGAGUGAUGAUUUGGACCUCACACAACAGUUGCACUUUGAAAAAUCACUCUUGUCUCGUUUCGAUUUGAUUUACAUCAUCAGAGAUGCAAGCACAGAGGUUCAGGAUGAUAAGAUUUCGGAGGCCAUUUUGCGAAACAUUACACAAAAAUCAAAGCCAAUUAGAGUUGCAAGAACAAAGACUGGAAACUCAUGUGUAAUUCAGCCCAGAGAUGAAGACCUGAACCAGAGCAUCCACUACAAUAUGUUGACAAAUGGUGAAAGGACAAUCCAGGAAGAACACAGGACCCCCAAAAAGAUGAGGCUUUCUGGUAAUGUCGACGAUGUUUUCCGCAAUCGCUCAGAAAUGACAUACAUUGAUGCCCUAGGAAGGGAGUAUGAUAUCCUGGACUCAGACUUCCUCAGAAAGUAUGUAUACUAUUGCAAGAAUGUAUACUACCGGGAGAUGGAAGCUACAAAGGGAUGGAAACCAUAUCCGGAAAUUUCUGAAACCGCAAUGGAGGAGAUUAAGAAUUUGUAUAUUGAGCUCAGGGAAAAGGUCAGGACAACAAAAUGCCUUCAGACAGUUUCCCCAAGAACUCUCGAGGCCAUUAUCCGUCUCUCGACCGCCCAUGCCAAGCUCAAGUUGAACAGAUGGGUAACGAAGGAAAAUGUACAAGCAGUAAGAAUACUGCUUAACCAUACACUCUUUGGAGAAGCAAUUCCAGAUGAAGAUGAAAUUGGUGAGGAAGAACCAGAUGACGAUAGUGACUAUGGACCAGCAAAGUCCCCAAGAAAGAAGAGGACUAGAGGCCGCAAAAAGACAAGCAAAAGAAGCGAGACCUUGUACGAAGAGACACCACAGGGACAUACCCUAGAGGAUGUACAAGCCAUUGAAGAUGUAGAGCCAAUGGAUGAAGAUGGAACCACUCCCUAUGGAGGCACAGCUCUCGAUCAAGACGAAGAGGAUCCAUCAACCCUCCACUCUGCAACUCUUCCUAGCCAAAUUUCGGACGAGCAUACAGUGACUCUCUUGACAUGCCUAAAGAAUUUGGAUGCAGGAGAUGGUGUAGACUUGACAGACUUGUAUAUUGCCUUUAAAAAGCACGCUCAGAUUUCAAUGAACGACUUCAAGGCACUUUUACAAGGACUUCACAAUUCUGAAAAUGCACCCAUUGUAUAUUCAGAGGAUGACAAUCGUAUUUAUAGCUGCUAG
This is a messenger RNA of Theileria equi strain WA, 2796 nucleotides long. RefSeq names its product DNA replication licensing factor MCM3, putative. NCBI's taxonomy places the organism in Eukaryota, Apicomplexa, Aconoidasida, Piroplasmida, Theileriidae. Gene Ontology annotation, cellular component: nucleus; MCM complex. The transcript has 2 exons. The record is from RefSeq and is a predicted model, not a curated record. Gene Ontology annotation, molecular function: ATP hydrolysis activity; ATP binding; single-stranded DNA helicase activity. Gene Ontology annotation, biological process: double-strand break repair via break-induced replication; DNA strand elongation involved in DNA replication; mitotic DNA replication initiation. Bases 1 to 2796 code for a protein of 931 amino acids.